CGAACCCGGCAUCUUCGUUUAAUAUGAACGAGCCUGAGGCUCGUUCUUUUCUUGCUCAGAAGGAUUCUAUUCUAGAGAAUCCUUCAUUAUUGGCCAAAGCCAUUUCAAGAGUUAAGCAAUGCGGCAACAUAUCAACGAACGAAGAAUGCGAGAACAUUCUUGUGAGCAGCUAUCAAGGAGCUAUAGAAUUUUUAUUCGAGUUGGGCACUUGGCUUACUUACAUUGAUGAGGAUGCGCAAUCAACUAGAAACAUAAUUGAGUCCGUUGUGAUGGAAACUCUUCUACAAAAUUAUGACCGGUCUAAAGCGAUUAAAUGUCUCACUGAUGACGCCUUAUCGGAUACUAUGGAAUGGCUAAGUCAAAUGGUGGAGUCACCCACAUGGCGACAAACAAUUUACGAACUUGCACAACAUCCACGGAACGAGGAUUGUCCUUUUUUGUCGCUCGCAAUGCCCUGUAUAGCUGUCAAGGAAAACCUUAUAGGCGAACUCAUAUCUGUACCUUUAGCUUGGAAUACGUUGGAGAUAUUCUUGAAGUGCGUUGCGUAUGUACUCUACCCUUUACUAAGCGCGGGAGAGUUACUUGGCGAUGGUAUAUUUACCCAUUCAGUUGCAUUUUCACAACCGAGAUCGAGCAGACUGACUUCCACAUCAGUAGCUGAAAAAGAUUCAAGUGAACAAAUGGCAAAUAAUAGACCGCCUUCAUAUGAAUUCACUGGUUUGAUUUCAACUGAUUUACCAGAUGGUCCUGAAUCUUUCAUGGAGCAAGAAGAAAAGGAUUCAAAUGUUCUAAGAGCUAGACAGAUGUUACCUCAUUUUUUGGAAAUGGGUUGUCAUAGUGAGCAUGGGUACCUAGUACUACAGGCUGUGCUUCAAUGUAUAGCCCAAAGAACAAAGGGCAACUCAGCCAGGCGUCUUAGCUGGUUUCUCGAAUCAGAGGCAUGUAGGAGGGGCAGAGAUGUCAGUCGUUACAGUGUAUACUUCUGUGGGGCUCGGGAACAUCCUGAAGCUAUGAAAGCAAUGAGAAAUAUCUUGAAGCUUCAAGAGUUGGUUCCUGAGUGUGUUAUGCUGGUAAAGUCUUAG
This is a messenger RNA of Protopolystoma xenopodis, 1082 nucleotides long. Lineage: Eukaryota; Metazoa; Platyhelminthes; Monogenea; Polystomatidea; Polystomatidae. The record is from the annotation of a GenBank genome assembly.